Messenger RNA from Fraxinus pennsylvanica, 753 nucleotides. NCBI's taxonomy places the organism in Eukaryota, Viridiplantae, Streptophyta, Magnoliopsida, Lamiales, Oleaceae. The record is from the annotation of a GenBank genome assembly.
AUGGGUGAGAACUUAACGGAACUGAAUGUAGAUGCGGACUCAAAUUUUGCUCCCAAGAUCAUUUCAGAUAUUCUUGCAGAAGUUUCAUUGAUCGACGAUUUUUCCCAGAAAUUAUCAAAGCUGGAUUUUCAUGUUAACGCAUUGGAAGAAGAAUUGAAGAAGAUCGAUUAUUUCAAACGUGAGCUUCCAAACUGCAUGCUUCUGUUAAAGGACGCUAUUGAGAAACUAAAGGAGGAGAAAUUGCAGUUAAAGGGUAAAGAAGUGAGACCAGUGAUGGAACAAUUCAUUCCUUUAAAGAGUGAUUCUGUUGAAAAUGGAAGGGGAAAAAGAUCAGGAGAUUUCAGUGAUAAAAAAAGUUGGAUGAGUUCUGCUCAGUUGUGGAGCACCCCAGUGCAGGUACAGCAGCAGCAGCAGGAGGAGGCACCGCGAAAGCAAAGGCGCUAUUGGUCCCCGGAACUGCACCAGAGAUUUGCCAGUGCACUCCAUCAGCUUGGAGGAGUACAAGCGACGCCAAAGCAGAUAAGAGAAGUCAUGAGAGUGGAUGGCCUUACCAAUGAUGAAGUGAAAAGUCAUUUGCAGAAAUACAGGCUUCAAAUACAAAAGCUUUCAAGCUCCUCAGCUGGUGUAUCAAGUAGCUCGUUAACCCACGGAGGGUCGACUAAUGGUGGUGAUCAUAGCAUAGUGGAAGAUGAGGACAAGAAGUCGAAAAGUCAGCUUCAGAAACCGCUCGGGGAGCAGCGGGAGCUUGUAUAA